Messenger RNA from Pleurotus ostreatus (oyster mushroom), 237 nucleotides. RefSeq lists its product as uncharacterized. The coding region runs from base 1 to 237 and encodes 78 amino acids. Lineage: Eukaryota; Fungi; Basidiomycota; Agaricomycetes; Agaricales; Pleurotaceae. The record is from RefSeq and is a predicted model, not a curated record. The transcript has 3 exons.
AUGAGUAUGCAGACCAAGUCGAUCCUUGCAAUCGCCGCUUACGUCUCCGUUGUAUUUGCCUUGGCGGUACCGGUAUUCACGGCAGAGGGCGGGCAAGCAGUUGUCCAGAGGUCGGAUGAUUACUACGGAGGCAGCAAUCGGAACACCAAUACGAACACCAAUACGAACACCAAUAUUAACAAUAAUACAAACAAGAGUGGUGGCUACUACGGCUACAACUGCUACAAGGCGGAGUGA